CAGUGUAUUGCAGCAGCCACGUCGGCGUGUGUAGUGUAGUGUCAAGUGAACUGUUGGUGAAGGUGGCUGUCUGUCUGGCUGCCUCAACCUACACACUUACUACACAACAAACUAUUACCUCACAUCAUCUCUCUCUACCAUGGGCUUUGGCGGUAAAGACUUGACCCUAGGUAACAUGAAGGCCCUGAUCCUGGUGGGCGGGUAUGGCACCAGGCUGAGGCCCCUCACUCUCAGUCGUCCCAAACCCCUGGUGGAAUUUGCCAACAAGCCUAUUGUCUUGCAUCAGAUUGAGGCACUGGUGGCUGCCGGAGUGACACAGGUCGUUCUGGCUGUGUCUUAUCAUGCAGAACAGAUGGAGCAGGAGCUGGCACAAGAAGCUCAGAAGUUGGGGAUUCGGAUCACAUUCUCUCUGGAGGAGGAGCCCCUAGGAACAGCAGGACCCAUCAAGCUAGCUCAGUCCAUCCUGGCCUCUAAUGAUGAACCAUUUUUUGUGCUUAACUCAGAUGUCAUCUGCGACUUUCCCUUCACUCAGAUGGUCAAAUUCCACAAGCAACAUGGCAGAGAGGGCACCAUUGUGGUGACAAAAGUUGAAGAGCCUUCAAAAUAUGGUGUUGUAAUAUAUGAUGAAACUGGCAAAAUUGAUCGCUUUGUGGAAAAGCCUCAGGAAUUUGUAUCGAAUAAAAUCAAUGCUGGAAUGUACAUUUUCAACCCGUCUGUUUUGAAACGAAUAGAGUGCCGUCCAAUGAGCAUUGAGAAAGAAGUGUUCCCGUACAUGGCCGGGGAUGGACAGUUGUACGCUCAAGAACUCCACGGCUUUUGGAUGGACAUUGGGCAGCCCAAGGACUUCCUGACUGGAAUGUGCCUCUUCCUCAACUCUUGCAAGCUCAACAAUAGUGCCAAGCUUUAUAAAGGGCCAGGUGUGGUAGGCAAUGUUUUGGUUGAUUCUUCAGCCAAAAUUGGAAAGAAUUGCCGUAUUGGUCCUAAUGUCACCAUUGGACCCGAUGUUGUAAUAGAAGAUGGGGUGUGCAUUAAGCGGUGCACUAUUCUCCGAGGAGCAACUAUCAGAUCCCACACCUGGUUGGAAAACUGCAUUAUAGGCUGGAAGUGCAUUGUUGGCCAGUGGGUACGAAUGGAGAAUGUAUCGGUGCUGGGAGAGGACGUUAUUGUGAAAGAUGAACUUUAUGUCAAUGGAGGGAUGGUGCUGCCUCACAAGAGUAUAGGUGCCUCAGUCUUGGAGCCAAAAAUAAUCAUGUGAAAUUGUGUUCCUUUAUCAAAUAUUUUAAAGUAUAAAAUAUUAUUUAACCCAUCUUGACAUUCAAAUGUUUUAAUUGGUUGCAUAAUUCUAGCCAACUAGAGAUUUUCAGUUAGAAUAUAAAGCUGAUUUGGAGGUAUUUUCUAAUAAGAUGUCCUGGUUUCUUGGGCUGUGCUCUGAUUAAGGUUGUCGGUAUUGUAUACCAUUAUUAUAAUAGUAAAGGUCCUGUUAUCCGACCACAAUUAUAUCCAUAACCACAGUUAAUCCAUAAUUGUGGUUACGGUGAUGCUGGUCCUACUAAAUGCAAGCGAGUUCAAAAUAAGCCAUCAGGGACUGAUUAGCAAAAUAGUGUUAGUACCAUUCACAUGUUAUUGUAUAUUAUCAUGCUAAAGUGCUAAACCCAUAGGGAGUCAUACAGUGCUUGGGAAAUACAAGGGCAAGAUUUAAUAAAUUUUCAGUAUUUACUGCUUAAAAACUAUUUGGUAAAUUCUUAAAAUGUUAUGGUGUUACCCACUGAUGCAGCAACACUAUAAACACCUAUUACUUCCAGGGACUGAUGCCCUAGAUACUUUCAUUUGAUACUUCACCAGUAGCAAAUAUGGUGAGCUAUGAUAAAUACUAAUGACCUCCCCUCCUCAUAUCUCAUUAAUCAGUGGUCACCAGUGACCCCAGUAGCUGUAGGUCAGUGCCUGGUGGCAUUACCAUUAGUUGCUGAAUACUGUACUCGUACAGCAUGUAAUAUCAAAACUUGCUCCUUGAAUUCCUAAUUAUGUUGAACAUACAGUACGUAUGUGAUACUGUAAAUUAUAAAAUAAAUUAUUUAAUUGGUGUGAUUGGAAUGAACUGCUUUGGUAAUUAGUUUUUCAUUAUAAAGUAGGUUAAUUUUGUCAACUAUGUUUAGAAGCCGUUUUAAAAGUAUAAAAUUACAGUAUAAAAUACAAGUUACUUGUAAAUUUAGUUCUGUUUUAGCAGUUGGCCAAUUUGUUAAUUUCAGUACAUUAUACUAAUGUAUCUACUCUUGAAAUCUGCUUAGAGCAGUUUUUAAUUAAACAUUUUUAUCAUUGCUAAAGACUAAACACACUUUCUCCUCCUUUAGGGUAUAUGCUAAUGCAGUUAGAUGUACAAGUGUCCCUUGACAUUAUACAGUAGAUGCAUUCCAGGCUCAUGGGAGUUACAUAAGCUCAGGCAGAUCUUCAAUACCUAAUUCUGCAUUUGAUUAAGAUUUCAUGUUUCAUGAACCAUAAUGAUCACAUAUGGCAAAUAUAAAUAUUGCACAUACAGAAUUACUGCCACAAAUAGGACAUCACACAAUAGGAAAUUUGCAUGAAAAAAAACCCGCAUGAAGCAAGGGAAACUGUAUAAUGAAUGUUGCUUGGAAAUGGUAAAGAUACUUCUUAUUUUUACCAGUAUAAUUCAGGAACAUGGGCACAUAUAAAUAAACAAAAUUAAAGAUGCUGUUGAAGACUGUGGUAAUAUUGGAUACCUAUAUUUAAUCAAAGAAAUACCUAAUGUACUGUGCCUAAUGUGGGCUUUGUAAAACACUGCACUGUACAUUGUUUAAAUUGUCCCUUACCCCUAUAUACUUUUAUAAUACCAUUCAUCUCCCAUCAAGGGAGUGACCCCAAAUAAAGAAAUGUCUUUAGCAUCAUUCAGUAGCUGUUUUGGUAGAAGUGCAGGCUGUAUAGUCCUUGUGGCUUAGCGCUUCUUUUUGAUUAUAAUAAUAAUAAUGGUAGAAGUGCAUAUUGUAUGAAUGAUGAGCGGCCACUGUCAUGGUGGGUGAUAGACUUUAAAAAAGUGCAAACAGAUAUUUGAUUUGUGAAGAAAUCUGAAAGCUGGAAAGGCUGAAGUAGGAUAACAGGACCUUGAAUGUUUGCUGUUCAAUACUUAUUACUGUAGUCCUCGAAUAAUCUCAGGAACUUUUCUACUGUAUAUUUAAGUACUAUAUAGCUUCAUUGGUUGGCUAGAUGAUAUAUUUAUGUAUUCCAAAAUGUGCAUUACAAUUUGAUGAAAGUAAAUGGAAGCUGUUGCAGCACCAUAGGUGAGAGACUGAAGCAGUGUGGAGGAAUGUCUUGUUAGGACUAUUGUCAGUAACAUGUAUUCUAGACUGGACUCUCUAGGCUCACCCAUAUUGGGGCCCCUCUGCAGUCUUUGCAGAACAAAUGAAUGUAUUGUACAACAGGAAUAUGCUUUGUCUGUUUACUGUCAAGUAUGUUCAUGUUGUGCAGUAGUGUGGCAACACAGCUGUUCACACACACUACGUGUUAUUCUUAAGCCUGCUUUAGGCCUCCCCUCCCUUCCCUUCCCCCCACUGUUUUCCCAAGAUUGAGAGUGUUAAGAAAUUAAAGAUCUGUAAUGCCUAACACAGUAAUAUGAGGAUGGGCUGCACAACAAGAUCAGCGUGAAGGGUGCUCUAGUGCAGUAGUAUGGCAGUAAAUUCAAUGUGAAGGUCAUCAAAAACAGUAGUAGUACUGUAGGUAGUUACAUCAUUUCUUAUUAUUCCACAAUUUCAGUAUUACCUUCAUGGGCAACUUCCUAUCAUAAAUAAUAAUAAUUGGCCUCACAGAGUUUGACUUUGAAUUGCAUCAAUUUUUACCUAAAUUAGAUAUAACUCCUUGUAUUCAUAAUUGUAUUGUACAGUACAUUCAAUCUCCACACCACCUGCAAACUGAACAGCAGUCCACCAAGUGCCUAACACUGCCUGAUCAAGUGGAAAUUACUAGUGAAACACUUUUGCUUGUUUAGCAUGAAAGCAGGAAGAGAGGUGAAAGUGGUCAAAGGAGUAGCACUGUAUGGCCCAUACAGGUUUAGUGCUUCCCAUAAUACUAAAUAAUAAUAUACAACAUAUUUUGUAAGAUUACAGUGGGAAGUAGAACUACCUCUGUUAUUGCUGAUGUGCACUGUACAGGUUGGCUAUCAGUACUCCGUCAAUCAGUUAUCUGGUUCCAUCAGUAAUGCGGCACUAACUUUGGCUAGCACAAUUUCAAAUUUCAUCAUUAUACUGACUCAGAAAUUGUGUAGAUGGUUGUAAAUCCACAGCAGCAAGCCAGUGGAGGAGAAAGCUGUGAUGAAAAUGAAGAUGUAGCAGUCUCUGUCAAGAGGUUAAUUAUGUGUAUUCUAACCUAACCACUCUGUAAUCCGGCACACUACAGGUCCCAGUGAUGCCUGAUUAGUGAUGGCUAACCUGUAUUAUAUCUGGGAUACUGUAAUGUCCACGAGAGCAUUUUUAAACACUAGAAACUUUUAGUUUGUAACCAUGUUCACUCGAAAGUGUAAUUCACUGUAGUGUACUUAGUGAUGAAGCAAAGGUACUCGAGUAGUCCUAGUGAUGAGGGUGAUGUUAGAGCAAGCUACAAAAUUCAGUGAUGAAGGGAUAGAUUUAAAAAAAAAAUAUUGAUUGUCUCUGGCUGCUGAUGGUAGGAAAUACAUUAAUUCCCCUCCCUCUCCUUACCUUUUAGUUGUCAAAACUACACAUUAUAUAACUGUUAUAGUACUUCUGAGAACACCAGACAAUGACAGUGAAUAAAGUAUGAGAAGUAUAUGUGCAAGUUUUUAAAUAGUGCUGACUUGCUGAAUAUUAUUAAUUUGUUAUGAACAGUAUAAAACUAGGUUAAACUUGAGGUCAUAUUAAACAUGUUUGAAAAUGACUGGAUGUUACCAUUACAUAUCAGACUAACAAUUAUGAAGCUAUAUGCAGCAGUGGGAAGGUGUCCACAGUUGGGGAAAAAAAACAUGUGGACUGGAUAGAAAAUGUAGCUACUAGAGCUAAAAAAUAUUAGCUGUUAAAAAAAAAGGGGGGGGAGGGGCUGGAUGCACUAGACAUUCCUUCACUGGCUGAUAUGAAGAGAGACACAUGAUAAAUACAUACAUCACAGGAUUAUUAAAGGGCAUGAAAGAAUUGAUAAUUUCCUAGCACCAACAGGGAGAUCCAGAGGCCAUAUCUAUAAACUAAGAAAGAGGUAUUGAAUGGAUACUAGAAAGUUCCUAACAAACAGUAGAAUAAUUUGUUGAAGGGAGCAAGUGUUAUAACUACUGGAAACUUAAAAAUUGAAUGAUAAUUAAAUACUGAAAGCAAGACAUGAACUUAGCUCUACACCUGUAGCUUCAAAUAGGUAAUAUCUUGCACAUCCUCAUUGAAAUUCUCACGUAAAUUCUAUUUUGAUGAUUUUGCACAAUUAUUAUUAACAAAAAGAAGCACUAAACCACAAGGGUUAUUUUGCACAAAACUCGACAAAUAUAUGUCUUGACUGACUAUUGACUACAUUAUUUUUUUACUAAUACUCUUAAUGCUACACUUAAGUGUAGGAUAUACUGAAGGAGGAUUGAAAAUAUAACAGUUUGGAGGAGCAAUUGAACUGUAACAUCAAGAUGCUUCUGGUGAGACUGUGAUAGGGAGAUUCAUACAGAAAAUGUUCCUUCUUUUUUGGACCACCCUAUGUUGGUGGGAAAUAGCUGGUGUGUUAGUUAGUUAGUUGGCCUCUUUUCAAAAUAUGCACAUAAUUUUGGCAAAAUGUAAGCUUGUGUAUUCUUCACCCAGACUUCAAAUGUGGUGCAGUAGAUAGGAUUAAAAGUCUAAAGUCUGCUGGAAUACAUAGUGUGGUAUAGUCACUAGCUGUUGUUACUUAAGUUUGCAUGUUGCCAAAGGAAUGUUCUUACUGAAUCCUCUUGACCCAGGCUCAGCAACACCCUGUUCAGCUUGUGUGCUAAAGAAAAUAAACUUGUAUGUUUAAUGGGAUCUCUAAGCAGUGGAUUCUUUUUGUUACAUGUGACUACAGAUAUCUUGUAUUAUUUACUUUUAAAUGUUAAAGAAUGAAUAUCAGCAGCAUUAGCAUUAUACGUAACUGUAACAAAUUUUGCAAGUAUAUUUUACUAGUCUAAAUGCAGUAGGAAACAUUUUGCCUGGUAAAAUGACGUGAAAUGAAAGUGCAUUACAUUUGUAUUUACACAAGGACAAACAAUUAAUGACUGUCUUGGCACGAGACUGCAAUUAAAUUAAAAAAUACAGGAAUGCAUUUGUCAUUCGGAAGUGGGAUUGGGGCCAUAGAAAAAUUCAUCAUUCAGGUUUUUUUUCAUGAGUAUUCAAAAGUUGUUAAUCUACCAAUUCUAAAAUAUACUGUACUUAAUGAAUACCAAAUAUUGUACAUUCUGUGCAAUUGAGUGGUCUUCCAUUCACCACUGGAGGAACUUGUUGCAUUAAGUUACAGCUGUGCAGAGUAGUAAAAUAGCAUUAAUUAUGCAUCACAUAUCUUGUGGAUUGCAGUGAAAAAUUGAGGAACAUAAUGAGUCCAAGGACUGGGCCACAAAGUUUUGAAAGCUAAGAAAAUUACAGUGUUAAGGAGCUAUAGUGUUGGGAACUUUUCUCUAUUUAUUAUUAGUUAUUAAGUAGCUGUAUGAUGUACAGGUUUAGUUCUUGUUUUUAAUGUAAUAAUACUAACAUACUGCAUUACGUAUUAUUGUACUGUUAUUCUGACUAAGGAAACUAUAAUUACAUAAGAAUGUUAAAAAGGUUUGUUGUUGUCUUACCUGAGCAGCUCUUAUUACACUUUUGUGCAAGUCUAAUACCUUUGAUCUGGAGUUCCGAGUCUUUCUACUCCCAGAACCUGGCCAUGCAGGCUGUUGCUGCUGGUGUCCCGCUAACCCACAUAUCCAUGAUAGCCUGGUUGAUCUGGUACCUGGUGAAGAUACUUAUCCAGUUUCCUCUUGAAAACUUUUACACAGCAGUGUUUCAUCUCUGACCAUGAACAAAUGUAUAUUAUCCCUAGUCUUCCAUCUUUCUCAAAUAUGACAACACAACACUAUUUUACACACAACUUCCUGUGUAUUUUAUCUAUUUCUUCAGGAAUUUCAGUUUCCAUAGAACACCAAUUUUACUUGACUCGCUUCUCGGUACGAACGUGGAGAAGCCUGAUAGAUCAAGCCUCUGCAACUUCUUGUACUGAAUAACCCACAUGGAUUUAGCACUACAUAACCAUAAUAAACAUUACAAAUGUAUGAUUUUGAAUGUCAAUUUUUUUUUUUUUUUUUGGUAAGCUUCUUCGCAUCUUUCUUUUGCCUUUAAUGAAUUUUUUUCUAAGAGGUAAACCAGCAGUAUAAUCAGCAGUGCUAUUGAAUGUUACCAGUUGUGGUCAGAGUAAAUAUUGCCUAUAUAUACUGCACUGCAGUCAUUCAUAGAAAUUUAUGUAAUGUAAUUAUGAGAACAAUACUGAUGGCAGCUCUGCAUAAUGAACAAGAAUUUUUUUAUAUUAAAUUUACGUAUAUAUU
Messenger RNA from Cherax quadricarinatus, 7510 nucleotides. RefSeq names its product GDP-mannose pyrophosphorylase B (gene Gmppb). Gene Ontology annotation, biological process: GDP-mannose biosynthetic process. NCBI's taxonomy places the organism in Eukaryota, Metazoa, Arthropoda, Malacostraca, Decapoda, Parastacidae. The record is from RefSeq and is a predicted model, not a curated record. Gene Ontology annotation, molecular function: GTP binding; mannose-1-phosphate guanylyltransferase (GTP) activity. Gene Ontology annotation, cellular component: cytoplasm.